Aplysia californica (California sea hare) is the source of this 1996-nucleotide messenger RNA. Its product is annotated as protein phosphatase 1 regulatory subunit 42. Lineage: Eukaryota; Metazoa; Mollusca; Gastropoda; Aplysiida; Aplysiidae. Gene Ontology annotation, molecular function: protein binding. The record is from RefSeq and is a predicted model, not a curated record.
UUUGACUCUUCCAAAACAGUACCCGCCGAGGUGUGGAGAAUUCCCAUGGAAAGGAGCCGGUUCUCAACCAAGGGGAGGACCUGUCCCUGUGCCGUAAUCUGACCGUCCUGUACUUGUACGACAACGUCCUCAACAAAGUGCCGCUACUCAACCAGAACGUGAGCCUUACGCAUCUCUACCUGCAGAACAACAACAUCAGCCGCAUCGAGAAUCUCUCAGCCCUCACACGUCUGCAAAAGUUGUAUAUAGGUGGCAACACCAUCACUGUCUUAGAGGGCCUGGAGAAGCUACAACAGCUGCAGGAGCUGCAUGUGGAAAGUCAACGUCUGCCACCCGGAGAACAGCUCCUGUUUGAUCCUCGGACGGUGAAAGCUCUGGCCGCGUGUCUCCAAGUGCUCAACGUCUCCGGCAACAACCUGACCAGUAUCCGCGAGUUGGAGCAGCUCCCCGGCCUCACACAGCUCCUGGCCACGGACAAUCAGCUGAGCGACAUGAAGGAGCUGGCUCACCUCCUGACCGCCUGGCACCGGCUGGGCCGGCUGGACCUGGCCGGGAACCCCGUGUGCCUGCGUGCCAAGUACAAGGAUCGGAUUAUUGUCAUGGGAAAACACCUCGAGAUAUUAGACGGCAAAAGCAUCACAGACACAACUCGUCAGUUUCUCAUGAACUGGCAGGCCAGCCGAGAAAUCCACCGGAAGAAGGGUCAGGAUGAACUCUCUCGACAAGACACCUUCUCAGCUGUCUCAACUAAUGGGCUCAGAGAUCUGCCCCCGGUCAGAAGUGCCUCUACCCGCCAGACUGGUGUUUCUGGCUACGUCAUGCCUGGUCUACCCCGCAAACAGUUUGACGAUAUUCUGGCAAAGUCAAGCUUUCCCGAUAACGACCCAACUCGCAAAACUAGGAGCGGCAUCCUGAGAGCCAACUACGUUGACGGCGCGAUGGUUCGCAUGGACGUCCCAGGUUCGGCUCCUCCCUCACAGCUCCGGCGGCCGCUCAGUGUGGAGAGUUUGAGGAUGCGGCUCAACAGAUCCGCUCACCUGCCCCGCAAGAUGUAGUCGAGUCGGAGGUCGUGGGAGGUGUGGUGGGGCUUCUAGUCGGGGCUUUGGAGGGGGAGGGAAGGAAGUGAAUGAAGGGUGUGAGAUAUAAUGUAUUACACAGAGAGAGAGAGAGAGAGAGAGAGAGAGAGAGAGAAAGGAAGACAGACACAUGGUAUAUGAAACUGAAAGAAAAAAUGAUGAAUGCAUGCAGGGUACAGAGACUUUUCUCUACAAAUGGUUUGUGAAUUUGAACAGUGCGGAAUGCCGUCCCAGUUUUGAACUUUCAGCGCAAUUUUCUUUUGCUUGUUUCUCAGUUCUUUCUGAUCUCUUGCUUGGAUCUUAGUUGGAGUGAACGCUUGUUUGUUUUGUAGAAUUUAUAGUUGGCGAACUUUGAGCUUGUGUUAUUAUGUCAGAUUUUUAGUAGGUAAAGUUUAUGCUUGUCUGAUUUUGUCCAAGUUGUAUGAAGUGCGGUGUACAUUUGUAUGAUCGUGCAGAAUUUGUCGACUAACAUCAAGUCAUUCAAACUGAUGUCUCAGAAUCAAUACCAGUUUCAACAGUUCGUUUAAAAAAAUCGUAUGUAAUACAUUCUUUUGGGGUGUGAGUACAGAAGUUUUUGUAUCAAAAAGUCCACAUUCUCUGUUGACUAGUACAGUCCGUGCCGGCUUUAAACACGCCGGCAUAAAACAUGUAUCGGACCCAAGCAAGCUAAACGGCUUUUACAGAAUUUUUGCAACACAAAUUACACGCCUUUAAGCAUGGUAGCUUCCACUUCAGGCACGCUUCAUUUACAAGACAGUCAAUACUUUCAUGAUGACCCAUCGAAGUUCGAACAGUCUACACCACAGAAGUGGAGUGUGUUAAGAGAAACACAAACAAAUGCAAAUGAACGCGCGCACGGAAAGGAAGGAUCUAGCCCAGGGCAAAGCUACACACAUACGAAAAAGAUACAAAGAGAAAAA